Danio aesculapii is the source of this 1852-nucleotide messenger RNA. RefSeq names its product phospholipid phosphatase 2b (gene plpp2b). Gene Ontology annotation, molecular function: phosphatidate phosphatase activity. NCBI's taxonomy places the organism in Eukaryota, Metazoa, Chordata, Actinopteri, Cypriniformes, Danionidae. Gene Ontology annotation, biological process: signal transduction; phospholipid dephosphorylation; phospholipid metabolic process. The transcript is spliced from 6 exons. The record is from RefSeq and is a predicted model, not a curated record. The coding region runs from base 375 to 1205 and encodes 276 amino acids.
GGUGUGGACAGAGAAGCGAGAGUGCGAGUGGGAACAGCUGGCGUGCUUUUGGAAAAGGAGUGGAUACGUCCUCAAAAAUCUACUGGAGGGGUGAACACCGGUCCGUUUUUACAAAAGCAACAUGUACACCAACGUAAAUCUGUUGUCACCCUUUGAAGUUUUUGAUAUAUAAAGACGAUAAGGACUUGCGUUUCUCCGUCACCUAUGAGCUGAAGAGAAGUACGUACAGCGCAGGUAAAACAGCAGAGCCGGAAGAACUCGCAAUACUGGUCGCGUUUGUUUUGGUUCUUCCAAGUGGAUUGCCUUUGCCAUUAUCUCAUAAAUGAGGUAACGUUAAAGUACUCGUUUUAAAGUGCAAAGAAGCUAAAGAAAACAUGUCGGACACGGGGAAAAAGAAACUCUUCGUCCUGGUGGACGUGAUGUGUGUUGUUGUAGCGUCUCUGCCCUUUGUGGCUAUGACUAUUGCAUCUCAUCCGUAUGAGCGAGGAAUCUUCUGCCAGGACGAGAGCAUUGGUUACCCAGUGAAACCCGACACCAUCACUAAUGUGACUCUGGCUGCAAUCACCAUCACCUGCACCAUCCUCAUAAUAUCCUCGGGUGAAGCAUAUCUGGUGUACAGCAAAAAAAUCCACUCCAACUCCUCUUUUAAUCAGUAUGUGUCGGCAAUCUAUAAAGUGUUGGGCGCAUUCCUGUUUGGAGGAGCUGUCAGCCAAUCACUGACUGACCUGGCCAAGUACACCAUUGGUCGGCCACGCCCCAAUUUCCUAGCAGUUUGUGCUCCCAAAGUCUGCAAAGGAUUCGUGAACUUGAACAACUGCACUGGCAACCCUGCAGAUGUGACCGAAGCCCGGUUGUCCUUCUACUCUGGUCACUCCUCCUUCGGGAUGUACUGCAUGCUGUUUUUGGCGUUUUAUGUCCAGGCCAGAUUGAAUGCAAAAUGGGCUCGUCUUCUGAGGCCCACCAUCCAGUUCUUCUUGGUGGCCUUUGCUGUGUAUGUUGGUUACACUCGUGUGUCUGAUUAUAAGCACCACUGGAGUGACGUAAUGGUCGGGCUCCUCCAGGGGGCGCUCAUUGCAAUUCUCACAGUGCGAUUUGUAUCAAAUUUCUUUAAGGUCAGCCCUUCACCUGAAUGCUCAAAUCAAGAGAAUGCGGUAAACGAAGAGCGAAAACCCAGUAACAGUUACCGAUAUUCUGGACCUGUGUGAGAGAAAUGAGGUUGAAUACUCACAUUUUGUCUCCCACGAACCACUGGACUGACAGAAGGAGGCGGAGUAAGACUGCACAUGCUCACAAUGAUCCUCCUUGGAAAAAAAAAAAAAAGCUUUAAUGUGUUUUACUUUGAGUGUGAACGGAAUUCUUUAUAUCUAUUUAAUCAAUUUAUUUUAAUCAAAAUGAUUUGCUGAGGAUACCAGAAAUUGUGGGACCAGAUCUAUUUUUAAAGUUUGUUUACCGGACCGGGUGCAUGUACAGUAUCUUCUAUAUUGGAAUCCUAAAUCCUACAGCACUGUUAUGUAAAUAAUGGUUCGCUUUUCUCAUGUCAUUUGACGAACUGAACCAUUUUCUGCGGUUUAAGAUGUAGGAAAUCACUGCUUGUUUGUAUUUUUCCAAAAAUGAUUUGUGCAAUUAAUUAUGUGAUAAUCUGGACUGCAAUUAUAGGUUAAUGUCAAAUUAUUAGGAUAUCUUUUUUUUUUUUGGGUUCCCCAUGUUUAAAAUGUAAACGUCAGAUACCACUACAGCAUCUGCAAGCCUUUUACGCUCGUUUAUUUUAAAGUUUUGCAUUUAAAAAAAAUUGCUUUAUUGAACAUUUUACUUUGUGAACUGUUGUUUCGUUCCUAUUAAAUAUUUGUAAUAA